GUCACCGGGCACCCCGCUAAGCGGCGCCGGCCGCUGCGCGUAGGUCCGGUGUUCCGGAGUCGCAGCCACGAUCCCGCCCCGCCGCACCCAACCUCGCCAGCCUGCGCCCGGAGCGGAAGCACCAGCACCGAGGCUGGAACGCUGGCUGCGGGGCACCCAGGAGGGGACCGUCGGACACCAGGAAGGGCCAGGCGGGAUCUCCAAGCAGGAUGACUUUGGGAAUCUUUGCAAAUUGUAUAUUCUGCUUGAAAGUCAAGUACUUACCUCGUCAGCAGAAGAAAAAGCUGCAAACUGACAUUAAGGAAAAUGGCGGAAAGUUUUCCUUUUUAUUAAACCCUCAGUGCACACACGUCAUCGUAGACAGUGCUGACGUCCUGAGUCGGUGCCAUCUGAACUCCAUCCAAAAGAAUGAUGUCCGGAUUGCCAACCCAGCCUUCAUACAGGACUCUGUCAGACAGAGGAGACUCCUGGAUGUGAGCAAUUAUGAUCCUAUGUCGCCGGCUACAACAGCACCUCCAGCUGAAAGGAGCAGUUCUGUUCUAGAAGUACAAUCAGAAGAUGUGCCUUUGGACAACACCCCAGAAGAGGAGAACACCGACACCACUGAGGUUUCUGCAGAGAAUGUUGAAAUUCCUCCCUUUCUUCAAGACUUUGAGGUUGUGAAAUAUAACAUCUUGGAAAAAGUGGGAGUGGACCAAGGCCCGGAGACUGUGGUGGUGGAGCUGCAGAGCUCCCAGGACCCAGGGAGCUGCCCCUUUGUGAUAGCAGCACACUUCCUCCUGGCUGAUGGAAAGACUAGAAGAGAGAGUACUGGGAAGCAAACCUCCAAAGGUGCAAUUGAAUAUUAUGAAGGUUAUGUGGAAGACCUGAAGAGACAAGGAUUUCUGCUCCAAGAACACUUUACAGCCGAUACAACACAGUUAGCGUCUGAGAAACUGCAGGCGUUGCUUUUGGAGGAGGUCAUAAGUUCUGGAACCCUGAGCCAGGAGGUGAGCAAUUUGCUGGAGGUGAUCUGGACAGAAGCUCUGGGCCACCUGGAGCACACACUCCUCAAGCCGGUGAACAGCGUGAGCCUGAAUGAUGUGAGUAAAGCGGAGGGGAUUCUCCUCCUGGUAAAGACAGCACUGAAGAAUGGAGACUCCCCGGAACAACUGCGGAAGACAAUGGCCGAGUUCUACAGGCUGCUGCCUCACAGACAUCCAGCAUCAGAAGAAGUUAACCUGAGGCUGUUAGCUCAGAAAGAGGACCUUUGUCAGCUGGUAAGAGACAUGGUGAAUGUUUGUGAAACUAAUUUAUCCAAACCCAACCCACCAUCUCUUGCCAAAUACCGAGCUUUGAGAUGCAAAAUCGAACAUGUUGAACAGAAUACUGAGGAAUUUUCCAGGGUUAGAAAAGAAGUAUUGCAGAAUAAUCGAAGCGAAUGCCCAGUAGAUAUCUUGCAGGUAUUUAGAGUUGGCAGAGUGAAUGAAGCUACGGAGUUUUUGAGCAGACUGGGCAAUGUGCGACCCUUGUUCCAUGGGUCUCCUGUGCGGAACAUUCUUGGAAUCUUGUCCCGAGGACUGCUCUUGCCUAAGGUAGCUGAAGACCGCGGUGUGCAAAGAACAGAUGUUGGCAAUCUGGGAAGCGGGAUCUACUUCAGUGACUCACUCAGUACAAGCAUUAAGUAUGCACAUGCAGGAAAGACAGAUGGCUCCAGACUCCUGGUCGUCUGCGAUGUUGCCCUGGGAAAGUGUGUGGACUUAUUCAAGAAGGACUUUUCUUUAACUGAGGCACCACCGGGCUAUGACAGUGUGCAUGGAGUUUCAGAAACAGCCUCUGUCCCCACAGACUUUCAGGAUGAUGAAUUUGUUGUAUAUAAAACCAAUCAAGUUAAAAUGAAAUACAUUGUUAAAUUUUGCAUUCCUGGAGAUCAAAUAAAGGAAUUCCAUCCUCAUGAAAAUACUGAAUUAGAGGAGCAUAGAACUGAGCUUUCAAAUGUUCCAGAGGUUGAAGAUUUCCAGUUACCAGACAUCAAGCCCCUCACAAACGUUAAAGCUGGCCUUCAAGAUGAAGCUGCGAAUUCUGUCCCUCUUGACAGUGUUCACAUCAAGGGAAGAAUAAUAGACUUUGUAGCCCAGGUCAUUGUUUUUCAGACAUACACAAAUCAAAGCCAAGUACCUAUUGAGGCAAAAUAUAUCUUCCCAUUGGAUGACAAGGCAGCCGUGUGUGGCUUCGAGGCAUUUAUCAAUGGGAAGCACAUUGUGGGAGAGAUAAAGGAGAAGGAAGAGGCCCGACAGAAAUACCAAGAGGCUAUCAGCCACGGUCAUGGUGCUUACUUGAUGGACCAGGAUGCUCCGGAUGUUUUCACUGUAAGUGUUGGAAACUUACCCCCUCGGGCUAAAGUUCUUAUCAAAAUCACUUACAUCACGGAACUCAGCAUCCAAGGUCCUGUGGCCAUCUUCUUCAUCCCUGCCACUGUAGCACCCUGGCAACAGGACAAGGCAUUGAAUGAGAACCUUCAGGAUACAGUAGAGACGAUUUGCAUAAAGGAAAUUGGAGCAGAGCAAAGCUUCUCCCUGGCUAUGUCCAUCGAGAUGCCGUACAUGAUUGAAUUCAUUUCCAGUGACACACACGAGCUGAGACAAAAGAGCACAGACUGUAAAGCUGUAAUUAGCACCAUGGAAGGCAGCUCCCUGGACAGCACUGGAUUUUCUCUCCACAUUGCUUUGCGUGAUGCAUAUCUUCCAAGGAUGUGGGUCGAAAAACAUCCAGAAAAAGAAAGCGAGGCUUGCAUGCUUGUCUUUCAGCCGGAGCUUGCAGACAUCCUCCCUGACCUCUGUGAAAAGAAUGAAGUGAUUAUUUGUCUUGACUGUUCCAGUUCCAUGGAGGGUGUGACAUUUACGCAAGCCAAGCAGAUUGCCCUGUAUGCUCUGUCUUUGUUGGGUGAGGAGCAAAAAGUCAACAUUAUGCAGUUUGGCACAGGGUACAAGGAACUAUUUUCAUACCCUAAGUGCAUCACGGACAAUAAAAUGGCCACAGAGUUCAUUAUGUCUGCAGCACCUUCCAUGGGGAACACAGACUUCUGGAAAAUUCUCCGCUAUUUAAGUUUCCUGUACCCUUCAGAGGGGUUCAGGAACAUUCUCCUCAUAUCUGAUGGGCACCUCCAGAGUGAGAGUCUGACACUGCAGCUUGUGAAAAGAAAUACCCAGCACACCAGAGUGUUCACCUGUGCUGUUGGUUCUACAGCAAAUCGUCACAUCUUAAGGACCUUGUCUCAGUACGGUGCUGGAGUGUUUGAAUAUUUUAACUCAAAAUCUAAGCACAGUUGGAAAAAACAGAUAGAAGCCCAAAUGACCAGGAUACGUUCCCCAAGUUGCCACUCUGUCUCUGUCAAAUGGCAGCAGCUUAGCAGAGAUACCCCUGAGCCCCUGCAGGCCCCGGCGUGGCUGCCCUCCUUGUUUCACAAUGAUCGGCUCCUGGUCUACGGAUUCAUUCCUCAUUGUACACAAGCAACUCUGCGUGCAUUCAUCCAAGAGAAAGAAUUUUGCACAAUGGUGUCAACUACAGAACUUCAGAAGACAACUGGGACUAUGAUUCACAAGCUGGCAGCACGGGCGCUAAUCAGAGACUAUGAAGACGGCAUUCUCCACGACAAUGAAACCAACCACGAGAUGAAGAAAAACAUCAUGAAAUCCCUGAUUAUUGAACUCAGUAAAGAAAAUUCUCUUAUUACACAGUUUACAAGCUUUGUGGCAGUUGAGAAAAGGGAUGUCAAUGAGAUUCCUUUUGCUAAUGUUCCAAAUAUUUCGGAACUUGUUGCCAAAGAAGAUGUAGACUUUCUACCCUACGUGAGUUGGCAGGAAAAGCAGCCAGAGACCUUUACCUCACAGGCAGAGAUUGAGUCUUCAAGACAAAAGCAAGAUGAAGUCACUGAUGGUAGUGGAGUGCUACAGUUCUCUCCUAUGCAGCCCUUCUCCAUCUCCUCUGAAGGGAAUGAGAAACCAUCACUGCUAUCCACUGUUAAAAAACGUAAAAUAAAGACUAUAAAGACGUGUAAUCUAGACGAUUUUGAAGAUUCUCAAGACAUGUCCGCCGCACCACAGUCUCCUAACUUCCUCCUGCCUCUCGAUAACUGCCCACAACCAAAGGAUGUGGAGCAGCUGCUGGAUGUGAACUGGAUGAAGCCAAAGGAAAAAAGAGGAAUUAGAAGCCAGCUCAUGGCAAAGACGCUUCCAAAUGUGCCUGUUUCCCUGGAUUCUCCUGCUCCUGCAGAUGCAGCUGGGUUUUCUUUCCUCUCUGCCCGCAGCUCUAGGUCUGCCCGUCACCUUGGUGGUACCCACCCUCCUCCCCCUCUUCCUCCCCCUCUUCCUCCCCGUCUCCGUAGUGGUACCCACCCUCCUCCUCUCCCUCCCACUCUCUUUGGUGGUACCCACCCUCCUCCCACUCUCUUUGGUGGUACCCACCCUCCUCCCCCUCUCCCUGGUGGCACCCCUCUUCCUACCCCUCCCUCUCUCUUUGGUGGUACCCAUCUUCCUCCCCCUCCUCCUCCCCCUCCCCCUCCCCCUGCUGGCACCCAAUUUUCUCUUUCUCCUAUAGGACUCACCCCACCUAAGAUGGGUCUGUUUAAGCUCAGCCAAAGCAGUAAGCUUGCCAUCUAUGACUCGGAGCCGCCUCCCUUGGGCUCUAGGGGUAUGACCUUUAAUGGCACAGGCUUUAGUGGUAUGGGUUUUGGGGGUGGUACCACUUUCUCAGGUAGCUUCGCAAGUUCAAAGGAUUUUGAUCCAGGUAAAUUUUCCCAAGACCCAAACAACAUCAGCUUCUCUCGCAAAGCCCCUGAACUGGGUAUUCUUCACGGGUCACCUUUUUGCAGUCCUCCUAAGCCACCUUCUGCCUCUCCUCUUGUCACCAGUGUACUAAGCUCUGGGGUUCCUCAGAGCUCUUCUUUUUUUCAUUUGCAAAGUGCCUCAGAACCUCGGAGCCCUAAUUACAGAAUGUCAGAGAUCAGCAGGAAGUCACUUGAGUUAGCUCUCCCAUUAGAUUAUUCUUCCAGAGCUGUGUCAUCAGCCUGCGUCCUAGAAGAGGCCAGGGCUGCCUCACUGGCUCCAUGUUCUUUUGAAAUGGAAACAUAUGAUGACGUAACAUUUGCAUGCGACGAUGUUGAUGAGAAGUUUUUAACAAGUAUUGAGAAUUCGUUAGAAGAGGAAAGUGUCAUCUGUGAAGAAGAUGAGGAAAGUGUCAUCUGUGAAGAAGAUGAGGAAAGUGUCAUCUGUGAAGAAGACCGGAAGAGCCCUGUGUCGUGGGCGUCACUCUUUGCUCUGCAGACUGAGGAUGGUUUUUGGAAACUGACACCAGAACUAGGACUUAUACUAAAACUUAAUGUAAAUGCUUUACUCAAUUCUCUUGAAGAAAAGGGCAUUCGAUCUCUAGGUACAAAAGGGAGAGAGCGUCUCCUGGACCUGAUUGCCACUUUGCUGGUACUGCAGUUUCUUUAUACUGAGUUGGAACAAGAAGGAACGGUUACCAAAUCUCUGAUAAAGAUGGAUGACGCCUUCAUUUUUAGGAAUAUUCCAUGGGCUUUUGAGAACAUAAAGAAAGCAAGAGAAUGGGCCAGAAGGACAGAAGGACAGUAUCCAUCUAUCUGCCAACGGCUUGAGCUGGGUAUAGACUGGGAGUCAGCCACAAAGCAACUACUGGGAAUUCAGCCCCAAGCCAACACUUCUCUUCACCGAAUUCUACACUACAGUCAAGGCUGAAGCCAAUGAAAUAGCAUUUUAAACCUUUCUCAUAUUUCUUUUGUUGUUGUUUUGCUUUUAUUUUUUUCAAGACAGGGUUUCUCUAUCUAGCCCUGGCUAUCCUGGAAUUCACUCUGCAGAGCAAGCUGGCCUCACACUCAAGCGAUCUGCUUGCCUCUGUGUUCCAAGUGCUGGGACUAAAGGUGUGCACCACUGCCCUGUUGCCUUUCGCAUAUUUCUAUGUAGAAAAUAAUUAAAUAGUAAAGAUACCGAUGAUGACAUGUAAUCCGUUUUAAGUGUAGCUAUCAUCCACUUUAAAAUAAAAUGGAAAGAAUUGAUUAAUCAUUUAACAACAAUAAAAGCUGUAAGAACUAA
Molecule: messenger RNA, 6086 nt
Organism: Mastomys coucha (southern multimammate mouse)
Lineage: Eukaryota; Metazoa; Chordata; Mammalia; Rodentia; Muridae
Gene: Parp4
Product: poly(ADP-ribose) polymerase family member 4
Exons: 35
Coding region: 210-5732 (1840 amino acids)
Molecular function (GO): NAD+ poly-ADP-ribosyltransferase activity
Source: RefSeq, a predicted model, not a curated record